Messenger RNA from Diorhabda sublineata, 1992 nucleotides. RefSeq names its product disks large homolog 5-like. NCBI's taxonomy places the organism in Eukaryota, Metazoa, Arthropoda, Insecta, Coleoptera, Chrysomelidae. The transcript is spliced from 14 exons. Bases 1 to 1992 code for a protein of 663 amino acids. Gene Ontology annotation, molecular function: protein binding. The record is from RefSeq and is a predicted model, not a curated record. Gene Ontology annotation, cellular component: stereocilia ankle link complex; stereocilium tip; cilium.
AUGCGCGCCGGCGGCGGCGCACCGACCGGCGGCGGGGGUAACGAAGAGUACGCCGAGUUGGCGGACCUGGGCAGCGGGCAUUAUGGUAUUAGUGGGACUCAAACUACGGGAACUCGUUCUACGGCGCCGAUACCUGCCGAAGCGGAAGAUGUACUCGGUCCGACCAAUGGUAGUCCGAGAAGUUAUCCGAGGAGUCGAUCUGGGUUGUACUAUUCGCCACCGGGUACUUCAUAUACCAUCGUGGAACGUCCUAGUUCUGUGAUGCAUCACCAUCCUAGUAGAGAUUAUGCCUAUAAUUCUUUAAGCAGUCCCAGAGGUACCUAUUUGGGCUCAAACCCAAACUUUAGUACCACAUCAGGCCGCACUCCUUCUUCGAACAAUAAAAAACGUCCCAUUUCUCCUGAACAAGUUCUUCGUCUAUUCGGUACCAAUAAUCCAUCUUCCUCAACAGUUAAGACGGGAAUUGAAAGACCGAGAAGAUCACCUGCUAGUAGUCCUCCAUCUACAGCACAUCAAGUUAAUAGAGAAGUGAAUUAUGUGCCUAACAUACACGAACUGGCAACGAGAACUGUCACUAUGGUUAGGGAACCUCAAGAUGGCACACAUGGAUUCGGGAUAUGCGUUAAAGGUGGAAAAGAGGCUGGUAUAGGAGUGUAUAUUUCACGAGUUGAAGAAGGAAGUGUUGCAGAAAGAGCAGGUCUGCGUCCGGGAGAUUCUAUUUUGGAAGUUAAUGGAACUCCCUUCACUGGAAUAUCACAUGAAGAAGCAUUAAAAAUGCUGAAAUCCUGUAGAAAAUUAAGCAUGACCGUUCGAUCUCCAAAUUUACCUACAGCAGGUUAUGGAGGAGGUGCUCCGUGGCAGAUGCGACAAACUUGUUCAUGGAUGGAUAGACAUGGACGACCCGUAUCUCCUCCUAUGGAAUACACCAGAUCAGGUCCAGUACCACCUCAGAGGUAUGGAUAUGGUAGACCUUCAAGCAAGGACAGGAGUAUAAGAAGGGUUGAACUCUGCAUAGAACCAGGUCAAAGCUUGGGGUUAAUGAUCAGAGGGGGUGUCGAGUAUAAUUUGGGAAUCUUCAUCACAGGCGUUGACAAGGAUUCCGUGGCGGACAGGGCAGGAUUAAUGGUCGGAGAUCAAAUUCUAGAAGUAAAUGGCCAGUCGUUUAUGGACGUAACACACGACGAAGCCGUAGCUCAACUCAAAUACCAUAAACGUAUGUCUUUAGUCGUGAGGGACGUAGGAAAAGUCCCACAUUCCUGCACUGCCUAUGAUAGAGACUGGGACUUAUGUAGUCCAGGAAGUAGAGCUGCGCAAACCACUCGGAAAUGGGCAGCUGCGCUUCAAAUGGUGGAGGAGAAAGCUCGAAUAAUUUUGAGUCGUCCUGAAUUUACUACCCUAUGUUAUUAUACAGAUGAAUACGCAGCCAGACACAUGACCAUAGAUGCCUUCGUACAAGUGAUGACUGAACUUCUAAAUACCCCCGAUAAGUAUACACUAAUGACCGAAUUAAGAGAAAUAGUAGCUCUUGACGACCGUAUGAAGUUUGAUGAAUUAGUUUAUAGAAGAGAUUUCGACCCUUCGAGAAUUAGAGAUCCUAGGGAACACGAUUACAGACAUUCACGCAGAAAAGGAAUGCCAAUUCCGGAUUCAAAUAACGCCAUCUAUUCAGGUUAUGAGUCUGAAUUGCGAAGUCCACCAAUUAUAAAUAUUCAAAAUGAAGGUGACUAUCAUCGAUCACCUAGUGAAGAUUCAGGUUUGGGAAUGGGAGUGGCUGACAAAAAUCCUACAAGAGUUCGACCGGCAAGUGCUACAGGAAAAUUAAAUGACGAAGAUCACCAAAAUCAGGACUACGUCAGUGGCGAGGAAGAUAAUCCUGCAGGAACAAGAAGCAGGAGACAUUCAAGUCCCGGGGAAUCGAGGACAGGAAGUACGACAGCGUUGCAUCAACAAGAUUACCCUGAUUCCGUAAGUUAUUUCACAAAUUCUGAAUAA